Molecule: messenger RNA, 1173 nt
Organism: Penicillium argentinense
Lineage: Eukaryota; Fungi; Ascomycota; Eurotiomycetes; Eurotiales; Aspergillaceae
Exons: 4
Coding region: 1-1173 (390 amino acids)
Source: RefSeq, a predicted model, not a curated record
AUGGAGAAUCAGUCUGUUGAGGAUGUUCUUGGUCCGCUGCCGGUCGGUAUGGACUUGUCGGAGAACAGAGCUCACAAGGACAAUGCGGUUGUUAUUACUUUGUGUGUCGUGACUGUGGUUAUGGUGAUAUUGCGCUUUGUUGUGAGGACACGAGGGCAAAAACCUAGACCUGAGCUCGAUGACUGGCUGAUUGCAGCUGCUGUUAUCCCGCUAAUGGCGCUUCUUGCUGCGUCAAUACUAGCUGGGCAUUGGGGUAUGGGGAAGCACAUCUGGGCAACAACAUUGCAAAAGGUUGUGGAGAUGAAGAGGAUUCUAUUUGCCUGGAUAUUCGUCUACAUCUUCGAACUCUUCGUCAUCAAAGUCUCAAUCCUAAUGUUCUACCGCCGCAUCUUCGGAAUGAACUCGAUGAUCUGGACUUGCCUUGCCCUUUCAACAGCCUGGGUUACUGGCAGCAUGAUAGCCCUUCUAGCAUGCCCCGAUCCAAUCCCAUACUUCUGGAAUCAAACAGUCGAUCCCUUGGGCGGACGUUUCCGAUAUAAUUUUUACAACUACUACAUCGGGAAUGCCGCGGGAAAUGUCGUGAGCGAUGUAUUCAUCCUGCUCGUGCCAUUCCCUAUUGUGUGGAGACUGAAGAUGCGGGUGACGCAGAAGCUCAUGGUCUCUGGUGUUCUUCUUCUGGGCGUAUUUGUCUGUGCUGCGAGUAUUAUCCGCCUACAUUAUGUCCAUUACCUGAAUUCACCGGAUCUGACGUGGGUUAUGAGUGAUGUGUAUGUUUGGUCUGCUGUUGAACCAUGCCUCGGGAUCAUCUGUGGUAGCCUCCCGGCUAUGCAGCCACUUGUUCGGUCUGUCAUGAAAAUGGAAACUCUAUUCCAAAUACGCCCGCAGUUUCGUCGCGGUAAGCCCUCGUCAGCUGCGCACGUGGGUGAUACGGGCAGACUUCAACAGUGCAGCAGCAAUAAUGGUAGCAUGGCUAGCAAGUUGACACCUGUUAAUAGCUUUGAGGCAAAGCCUGAGAUAGGCUUGCAGCAGUAUGAUGAUGAAACGAGAUUAACGACUGUUGUCACUCAUAUCGAGUCGCAGCGGUCCAACGGGUUGAAUAGAAAUUUGGAGGAGCUGCUGGGACCGCCUGGUUUUAUUCGUGUUCGGCAUGAGGUCGAAUUGAGCGUGGCUUAG